Molecule: messenger RNA, 594 nt
Organism: Elgaria multicarinata webbii
Lineage: Eukaryota; Metazoa; Chordata; Lepidosauria; Squamata; Anguidae
Gene: IL22
Product: interleukin 22
Exons: 5
Coding region: 1-594 (197 amino acids)
Cellular component (GO): extracellular region
Source: RefSeq, a predicted model, not a curated record
AUGAAUCCACUGCAAAAUUGGAUGAGGGGAUUUCUAGUUUGGAUGUUCUGCUCUUGUUGCCUGUCUCUCCUCUGCUUUGCAAGCCCUGUGCCUCUGAAGGGAGCACAUACUCCGACUAAUCAUUCCUGCACACUCAGCAAAAACUACUUCCAGAGAACCUACAUCAAGAACCGUACAUACACCUUGGCCAAACAGGCAAGGCUUUUUGAUAAAGACACAGACAACAGAUUUGUCGGGCAGCAGCUGUACAUAAACAUUAAGGAGAACAAUCACUGCUACUUAAUGAAGAGAGUAACAGAUAUCGUGAUGACAAAUGCCCUCUCUGAGCUAAAGAAUCAAUCUUCCACUCUCCAGGAAGUAGCAGAUUUCUUGGCCCAUUUGAAUGUGGAACUCAGUCACUGCAAACCAUUGGGAGAUAAAGAACACAUUGAAAACAACCUGAAACAAAUGAAAGACAAAUUGGACCAGCUGGGGGAGAAUGGAAAGAACAAAGCGGUGGGUGAGCUGGAUUUGCUCUUUGACUACCUGGAAAAUGCAUGCACCAAAGCACCCAAGAAAAUGCGUGGCAGCCAGAGGGGCAACAAGAAGCUCUGA